Messenger RNA from Coccinella septempunctata (seven-spotted ladybird), 685 nucleotides. RefSeq lists its product as uncharacterized. The coding region runs from base 86 to 481 and encodes 131 amino acids. Lineage: Eukaryota; Metazoa; Arthropoda; Insecta; Coleoptera; Coccinellidae. The record is from RefSeq and is a predicted model, not a curated record. The transcript has 2 exons.
AAAAGUGUUUCUGUCUGUAUUGUGUGUAUUUAACUGUCUUUUAAUUUAUCACAACCAUUUAAAUUCGAAAUUAUAUUUACAUAAAAUGUGUGCGCAACGGACUGAAGAACAGGAGAAGGAAAUGAGGAUAUUCCUUCAACGGCACUUCGGCAAUCUACCUGAUAGAGCUCCCUGGUGGUUCAAUUUUGCCGUUGUUUUUAGCUUUGGCUUUUUGUGUUCUGCAUUGUACUCACCUUUGGAGGAGAUUGGAGGCAAAGCUGUCGACACUUACCAUUAUAUUAGGGGAAAUAUGCAGCCCGAAGCCAGCGUAAACAUCAAAAUCAAGAAGAUUCAAAGUCGUAUUUUGCCAAUGAUAUGUUUAGUGUUUACAGUAACGCUCAUCUUCGUCUAUGGAAUAUGUAAACUUAAGACAGCUCUUAGAAAAUAUAUUUUCUACUGUAGAGGUCGCUUAUCUUUAUCAGAUUAUAUAAGUUUCACUUGAAAUUCGUGAAUUUUUGUGUAUUUUAUUCUUGAGAUAUUCAUAGUUGAUAUCAGCUUGUUAGAUGUAAGUUUAUGAUUGGACAAAUUUUGAUUCGUUUAUUAAUAGUUUCUGCAUUAUAGCAGAAAUAUUAUGAAUCAAAAUGCAGUCUACUCAGAAUAUGAAAGGCCAUGUAAAUAUCAUUUCACGAAUAAUAUGUUCCAUAAU